UGACCGCGCUGCGGCUGAAGGCCACCAAAACAAAAUUGGCAGAGGCUGCGGCUUCCAGGGGACUGGUGGUCUCAGGGAGGGCUGGGACACGCGAUGGAUCUCCUGCCAAACUUUUCUUUUGUCACGUGGCUGCUCCUCAUCGUUUUCCUUAGCCUCCUGGUGCUCUAUGGGAUAUGGCCCUUCCGGGCCUUCAAGAAGCUGGGCAUUCCCGGGCCACAGCCUCUGCCAUUUUUGGGAACUUUCCUGGAGUACCGGCACGGAGUCCUGAAUUUUGAUCAGAUGUGCUUUGAAAAAUAUGGUAAAAUCUGGGGGAUUUAUGAUGGCAGGCAGCCUGUCCUGGCCAUUUUGGACUCUGUUCUCAUCAAAAACAUCCUGGUGAAAGAGUGCUAUACUAUUUUUACCAAUCGCCGGAACUUUGGUCUGAAUGGGAUCCUAGAGUCAGCCCUCAACGUGGCUGAAGAUGAGAAGUGGAAAAGGAUUCGUACUGUGUUGUCUCCAACAUUCACCAGCGGGAAGCUGAAGGAGAUGUUGCCUAUCAUUAAUCACUAUGGUGAAAAAUUAGUGAAAAACAUUGAGAAGAAAGUGGCUAAUGAUGAAUUCGUGUCCACAAAGGACGUUUUUGGAGCCUACAGCAUGGAUGUGGUGGCCAGCACUUCUUUCAGUGUGAAUAUUGACUCCAUGAGCAACCCCAAUGACCCCUUUAUCACCAACAUUAAGAAAUUUCUCAAAUUCAGUUUCCUAAACCCCAUAUUCGUGUUCUUAGUGCUGUUCCCCUUUGUUAUCCCAGUGCUGGAAAAGAUGAAUGUGACUCUGUUACCUUCAAACGUCAUGGAUUUCUUCAACAGUGUCUUCAUAAAAAUGAAGAAGGAACGAGAAAAGGGCAGCAACACGGACCGGGUUGAUUUCCUGCAACUCAUGGUUGACUCGCAGAGCUCACAUGACAGCUCCAAGUCUGAUGAGACCGACUCGUACAAAUCAUUAAGUGAUGAGGAGAUUCUGGCCCAGGCUCUUGUCUUUGUCUUUGCUGGUUAUGAGACCACCAGCUCCACCCUCAGCUACAUAGCGUAUAACCUGGCCACCCACCCCGACGUGCAGCAGCGACUUCAGGACGAGAUCGAUGCAAACCUGCCCAACAAGGCUACUCCCAUGUACAACGCCAUCAUGCAGAUGGAGUAUCUCGAUAUGGUGGUGAACGAAUCCCUCCGGCUCUUCCCCCCUGGGGGCCGGAUUGAGAGGGUCUGCAAGAAGACAGUGGAGCUCAACGGUGUGACUAUUCCGAAGGGCAUGGUGGUCAUGAUCCCAGCCUACGUGCUGCAUCGUGACCCCGAGUACUGGCCAGAGCCGGAGGAGUUCAGGCCUGAGAGGUUCAGUAAAGAGACUAAAGACUCUAUUGACCCCUACACCUUCCUGCCGUUUGGGGCUGGCCCCAGGAACUGCAUAGGGAUGAGGUUUGCCCUCCUUGUCAUGAAAGUGGCUGUGGUCGUCCUGUUGCAAAACUUCUCGUUCAGAACCUGCAAAGACACUCCGGCAUCUUCAUCUGCUGGCACCCCGCGCCGAUGAAGCGGGCGAGCAGGCUGCUGUGACCGGCAACGCUGACGUACCCACGGAGAGAUCGACCAGUGAACGUGGAGCACAGCUUUGUGUCCCGGCACCUGCGCCGGAUUCUGGCAAGGGGCAAAACAGUGUCGAGGUGUAGCAAAUCUCGUCUUCAUCUUGCUGAAUUCGGUCGUGCUUAAGAGCAGAAAGUGCACACCUCCGUGGGUUCCCGCCUGUUUUAGAGGGAGGUUUGCCAUCAGAUUUUGGCUGCAUGGAGUGGUUGGGUGGGACCUUGCGGUGGGGAAUUGCUCAGGCGCUGUGAGGUUUCCAGCAGGUACAGUACAUGGGACGCUCUGUUCCUCGGCUUUACUCCAGACUGAGCAGCUGUUUGGGGAGUGUUCUGUCUCAACCCUUCCUGGUCCAGUUUCCAGAGGUAAUGAGCAUGCACCACUCCCCCGUAGCCAGAGGGAAAUAAAGCUGUGCUCUUCAACAGCCGUGUGCCUCAGUUUACCUGCACAUAAUUUUAUUUUUUUUUUAAUUAUGUACAGUUAGGCAAUAGUGAACUUUGGCGUGCAUCCUGCUUAUGCUGUGCUUUGAUUUAGGUCGCAGCAAGGUCACAGAGUGAGCAAAUGGGUUUCCUUGUGGAUGACACUAAAGCAGAAGUGCUUCAGGAGCUCAUCUAACGUGCUCCAGCUGCUGACAGCUUGAAGCAAGUCCUCUACUCCCUCUAAAAAACAUAUAGGAUGAAUAUAGGGCCCUCAGCAUCAACUCCUUUGCUCUGUGUGUGCCCCUCUUAUAGCACAGCCCUGCUUCCUAAUGCAAACAUAGCUUCAGCUCAGCAACAGCUCCUUCUGAAGGAUAGCCCACCAUCAAGUUGCAUCAUUCAAAUCUGGCCCCAACCACUUGUGCUUCAAAUAUUUAGUCUUGUUUGAAGCGAGAGCACCCACUUGCACUUAACAUGGUGCUCACUCAUCGAAGCGGUAUCGCUGCUGGGCUUAACAUGUGAGUGAGUUCUUCGCUGGCUCUCGCUCCUCUCCCAUCGCUGGGCGAGCUGGCGAGCAGGAGGUCCUGGGGCCAGUCCCAGGUAGAGUGAUCGUGCCUGCCACAAUUUGCAAGACUCUUGGAGCCUUCCUGACCCAGGCUUCCAUAGAGGUUGUCGGUAUUAUUGCUACUGGUGCUGUACUGGACCCACUGCUGAAGAGAGACAAGCCUCCAGGCACCCUUAUUGAAUGCUCGAUUCAGUUAAAAUCAAUGGAAUAAUCAGCCCACAGAGUCUGCCCAAAGGUCAGGAAGCAGUGAUUUUUUUCCUGCAGCAGCUUUGGUCCCGAGCUCUUGUUUUAGUGUGAGGAUGGCAAGCAAAAGCACUUCAGCAGGCAGGUUAUAAAAGUGUUAUGACUGCUGGUAUUAAGCUGACAGGCUAACGUAGCAAGUCCAUAGCAAGGUCUCCUAAAAUAGAGAGGUAAAUUCUUUGCAACGCUCGUUUCUUGGACAACUCAAAAACAAGCUGGUGAUGGACAUGGCGCAGGCUGGGCUGGCAUCCUGCAAGACAAAAUGCAGAAGAGCCUCAAAGAGGAGCCCGCCAGUGUGGAGGAGGUAGAGGAUGCCAGGAGAAAGGGUGCUGGACCGUGGGACGGUACCAUGUUGAGACACUCCCUCUUUCUCACCCUAUCCCAUCCCACGGCCCCAAAGUUCACCCCCCGCCCCCCCCC
Grus americana (Whooping crane) is the source of this 3245-nucleotide messenger RNA. Its product is annotated as cytochrome P450 3A29-like. The record is from RefSeq and is a predicted model, not a curated record. Bases 94 to 1560 code for a protein of 488 amino acids. Gene Ontology annotation, molecular function: iron ion binding; testosterone 6-beta-hydroxylase activity; heme binding. Gene Ontology annotation, biological process: oxidative demethylation; steroid metabolic process. The transcript has 13 exons. Lineage: Eukaryota; Metazoa; Chordata; Aves; Gruiformes; Gruidae.